This is a messenger RNA of Phragmites australis (common reed), 1501 nucleotides long. RefSeq lists its product as uncharacterized. The transcript is spliced from 2 exons. Lineage: Eukaryota; Viridiplantae; Streptophyta; Magnoliopsida; Poales; Poaceae. The record is from RefSeq and is a predicted model, not a curated record. Bases 297 to 1397 code for a protein of 366 amino acids.
GUGGUGGGGGGGGGGGGGGGCGUCACCAGACAAAGAUUUCAGAGCGCAUAUGCAAUUCUGCGUUUCGCGACAGGCGAGGUGGAAAGCACAGCAGCAGCUGCAGCCGCCACACCACCUCUCCCACUCCCUCUUCACCUUGAUGUGAUUGAUAAAUAUGCGUCAAGUCGCCGCCCACUCCUCUCUUCUCUCUCCCCCUUCGCUCGCCACUCUCUUGCUUUCUCCGCUCCGCUCUGCUCACUGUGCAAUAUGCCCCUGUCCAUGGCAUCCUGCUGAGCUCAUCGAGCCCCGCUUCAACGAUGGCAAUGGCGGACGUCGUGGAGGCGCCUCCUACUCCGGAGUACGGCGGCGGCGAAUCCGGGAGGUCCUCGCCGUCCCCGGCCGCGUCGCCGGAGUUCGAGUUCUGGAUGGUGGGCAAGAACCCGUCCUCGUUCCCGUCCCCGGCUCUGCUCACGGCCGACGAGCUCUUCUCCGGCGGCGUCGUGCUCCCGCUCCACACCGUCCAGGUGUCUCCUCUUGACGGCGACUGCGAGGGUGAGCACGGCGCCGACGUGAAUGACUCAGACUCCGCUGCCCUUGCGCUGCCCGAAGCACAAGGGGAGGCCACGCAGCCGCUUGCGGAGUCCGGCAUCGCGCCGACGCCGGACCUCCCGGCGGUGACGUUCAAGUGGAAGGACAUCUUCAAGGCGGGAGGCGGCGGCGAGCCCAAGGACCGCAAGAAGGUGGAGCGGCGUGUGAGCAGCGUCAGCGGGAACGCCGAGCUGAUUAACAUCAACAUAUGGCCAUUCUCCAGGAGCCGCUCCGCCGGCGCAGCUGGCUCCUUCAGCAGGGCCAAGCCAAAUCCAAAUCCCAUUGCCAACGGCCACGCCAAUGCCAGCAUUGCCAACGGCCACGCCAAUGCCAGCAUCGUCACCGCUCCGGCUGCACCCGCACCAGCCGGUCGCAAGGUGAGCAGCGCUCCGUGCUCCCGUAGCAACUCCCGCGGUGAGUCCUCCGGACCUGGUCCGGUCAUUCCCGCCGCCGCUGCAGCAGCAGAUGCGGCGGUGGCCCAGGCGGGGCCGUUGCCCGCCACCACCUCCAUGUUGAGGAGGUGGGUGCCCGGACAGGGCCGUAAUAAUACAGGCCCCGGCGCCACCGGCAUCCGCCUCGGCCGCGCCAACCCCGUCUGGCAGCUCAGGCGCAACAAGCUGCAGCAAGCCGCCGCCGAGCAGAAGCAGGCCGGUUCGAAGAAGAAGGCCGUCCCCGCCGCCGCGACCAGCGACGAGGAGGCUGCACCGAACGUGAGCGCUCCGACGGCCGGCUGCCGGAACAAUGCGGGGUGCCCGGAUGGCAGCGAGGAAGGGAACCCGCCGCAGGGGCUGUUCGGCCUCCGGACCUACUUCUCCAAGAAGGUGUACUGAUCACCACCAAACCACGCGGCAUUGUACAUACAAAUUCGAGCUUUAGGCUCGUUCUUCCACAUCUUUACUACCCCUUCUUUUUCUUUUUCUCCUUCCUCUGUUCU